UACUUCUAGAACAACCAACGUAGUAGUAGUGCCGAUCUCAUCUUCAAAGACGGCGAUUAUGCGAUCGAAGGUAGUGGAUACAAUGGCGAGGUGACCCAUGACCUUGAAUCGAGUGGGUCUGGCUUCGGGCCGGAUGACGAAGAUGAUCCUGAUAAUGACAAGUUCCAAACACCAAACGUAGUCAACCCUGUAUUUGAUGCUGCACCACCAGGUAGGAAUCUACCUCCAGAUGAAGUAGACAUCGAUAACAAGGACGUGAACAAGGAAGAAGAUAAUAUUCCGGAUACCACCACAGACACCAGUGUCAGGAUGAAUCCGAAAUCUGACGAUCGCCCAACUUCAUUCUUCGCUCAGCCCGGUAUUUUGGCAGCUGUCAUUGGAGGUGCUGUGGUGGGGCUACUAUGCGCAAUACUGGUGGUGAUGUUCAUCGUAUAUCGGAUGCGUAAAAAAGAUGAAGGUUCAUACGCCCUCGGCGAACCGAAGCAGUCUCCGAACUCGAAUUCCUACAGUAGAGCAACAACAAACAAAGAGUUUUACGCCUGA
Molecule: messenger RNA, 543 nt
Organism: Phaedon cochleariae (mustard beetle)
Lineage: Eukaryota; Metazoa; Arthropoda; Insecta; Coleoptera; Chrysomelidae
Source: the annotation of a GenBank genome assembly